AUGGGAGAAAGAGAUUGGAGACCGUUUAUUUAUGGCGGCCUUGCGUCUAUUGUAGCAGAAUUUGGUACUUUCCCAAUAGAUACAACAAAAACCCGGCUUCAGAUCCAAGGUCAGAAGAUAGACCCUCGCCAUGUGGAGUUGCGGUACACAGGGAUGGUGGAUUGCUUUGUUAAGACAUCUAAACAGGAGGGUGUAAAGGCGCUGUAUUGUGGAAUAUGGCCGGCGGUUCUCAGGCAAGCGACUUAUGGCACAAUCAAGUUCGGGACAUACUAUUCACUAAAGAAAGCGCUAGCGGCGAGGCGAGCAGAUGGAGGAGCUAAGGAGCACUUAGCUACGAAUACAUUUUGCGCCGCGUUCGCUGGUGGCCUGUCCAGCGCCAUCGCUAAUCCCACCGAUGUGCUUAAAGUUAGGAUGCAAGUCGGUGAUGAAAAGCGAAACAUAGUGCGAUGUUUCAUCGACAUAUACCGCGUAGAAGGCGUGGCCGGUCUGUGGCGCGGGGUUACGCCCACCUCGCAGCGGGCUGCGUUGAUAGCGGCCGUCGAGCUGCCCGUCUACGAUGCGUGCAAGAGACGGCUGACGGUGCCCCUGGGGGACAAGCCCCUCAACCACUUCGUGUCCAGUCUUUUGGCCAGUCUCGGAAGCGCUGUGGCCAGCACUCCGCUAGAUGUCGUCAGGACUAGACUAAUGAACCAAAGAAAAGUGAACGAGGCAAACGUGAGGAUCUACAGAGGGACGAUUGAUUGUUUUGUACAGACUGUACGCAAUGAAGGGGCACGCGCACUGUACAAGGGCUUCGUGCCCACGUGGUUGCGCAUGGGCCCCUGGAAUAUUAUCUUCUUCCUCACAUACGAGCAGCUAAAGGCACUGUACUGA
Messenger RNA from Leptosia nina, 873 nucleotides. Lineage: Eukaryota; Metazoa; Arthropoda; Insecta; Lepidoptera; Pieridae. The record is from the annotation of a GenBank genome assembly.